ACUUUUUCUUGUAAGAGUAAAGAAACUGAUUCAUCAUAUUGUACUUAUCCUAUAUGUUGUAUAUAAUGUACAUAAUUGAAUAAAGAAUUGAUUUCUGUAAUGGGAUUGAAACCUGAAAGUUACUCUUUAAUGCAUUUAGUACACUAGAAGCAUGGGUGAUGGUGUAGUAAAGAAUGGUGCAUACAAAUAUGAAGAUGGUACAAAAUAUAUUGGGGAUUGGAAUUCAAAGGGGUUGAAACAUGGUGCUGGUUCUUUACUCCUUCCUGAUGGAACACGUUAUGAUGGUGGCUUUCAAAAUGGAUUGUGUUCUGGCUUAGGAGUUAUAAUAUUCCCAGAUGGAGCAAAAUAUGAAGGUGAGUUUAUGCAAGGUUGGUUUCACGGUCAUGGUGUAUUUUGGAGGUCAGAUGGGAUGAAAUUUGAGGGAGAAUUUCGUGGUGGGCGUGUAUGGGGAUUAGGAUUAAUUACAUAUGCGGAUGGAUCACAUGGUUUUCCUAGAAAUGAAGGAUUCUUUCAAGAUUGCAAACUUGUACGUCGUAGACAUUGUCCAGAUAUAGUACAGAAGGCACAGAAGAUUUCUAUGAUGGCACGUGCCCAAUGUAAUUAAAUAUUAAACAUAAAUAUUAGUUAGUUAUAUUAAAACUUAAUAAAGAGAUAUAAUAUGUCAUACUAUAA
Bombus huntii is the source of this 672-nucleotide messenger RNA. It is a transcript of the gene rtp, whose product is annotated as MORN repeat-containing protein 4 homolog. NCBI's taxonomy places the organism in Eukaryota, Metazoa, Arthropoda, Insecta, Hymenoptera, Apidae. The record is from RefSeq and is a predicted model, not a curated record. The transcript is spliced from 4 exons. Bases 152 to 604 code for a protein of 150 amino acids.